CACAGGAAGAGAGAUGACACGAAGACACACAAGGCAGGCACCCUGUAAGGCAACAGACAAUGAUGCAGGCACCUUUGGGGAAGUCAACUAUUUCUUCAGUGAUGACCCAGACAGGUUCUCGCUGGACAAGGACACGGGACUCAUCAUGCUGAUUGCCAGGCUGGACUAUGAGCUCAUCCAGCGCUUCACCCUGACCAUCAUUGCCCGGGACGGGGGCGGCGAGGAGACCACAGGCCGGGUCAGGAUCAAUGUGUUGGAUGUCAACGACAACGUGCCCACCUUCCAGAAAGAUGCUUAUGUGGGUGCUCUGCGGGAGAACGAGCCUUCUGUUACACAGCUGGUGCGGCUCCGGGCAACAGAUGAAGACUCCCCUCCCAACAACCAGAUCACCUACAGCAUUGUCAGUGCGUCUGCCUUUGGCAGCUACUUUGACAUCAGCCUGUACGAGGGCUAUGGAGUGAUCAGCGUCAGUCGCCCCCUGGAUUAUGAGCAGAUAUCCAAUGGGCUGAUUUAUCUGACAGUCAUGGCCAAGGAUGCUGGCAACCCCCCUCUCAACAGCACCGUCCCUGUCACCAUCGAGGUAUUUGAUGAGAAUGACAACCCUCCCACCUUCAGCAAGCCCGCCUACUUCGUCUCCGUGGUGGAGAACAUCAUGGCAGGAGCCACGGUGCUGUUCUUAAAUGCCACGGACCUGGACCGCUCUCGGGAGUACGGCCAGGAGUCCAUCAUCUACUCCUUGGAAGGCUCCGCCCAGUUUCGGAUCAACGCCCGCUCAGGGGAAAUCACCACCACGUCACUGCUUGACCGAGAGACCAAGUCUGAAUACAUCCUGAUUGUUCGCGCAGUGGACGGGGGUGUGGGCCACAACCAGAAAACUGGCAUCGCCACUGUAAACAUCACCCUCCUGGACAUCAACGACAACCACCCCACGUGGAAGGACGCACCGUACUACAUCAACCUGGUGGAGAUGACCCCUCCAGACUCUGACGUGACCACGGUGGUGGCUGUGGACCCAGACCUGGGGGAGAAUGGCACUCUGGUGUACAGCAUCCAGCCACCCAACAAGUUCUACAGCCUCAACAGCACCACAGGCAAGAUCCGCACCACCCAUGCCAUGCUGGACCGGGAGAACCCUGACCCCCACGAGGCUGAGCUGAUGCGCAAAAUCGUCGUCUCUGUCACUGACUGUGGCAGGCCCCCUCUGAGAGCCACCAGCAGUGCCACAGUGUUUGUGAACCUCUUGGAUCUCAAUGACAAUGACCCCACCUUUCAGAACCUGCCUUUUGUAGCUGAGGUGCUCGAAGGCACCCCCGCAGGAGUCUCCAUCUACCAAGUGGUGGCCAUCGACCUCGAUGAGGGCCUGAACGGCCUGGUGUCCUACCGCAUGCCUGUCGGCACGCCCCGCAUGGACUUCGUCAUCAACAGCAGCAGCGGCGUGGUGGUCACCACCACCGAGCUGGACCGAGAGCGCAUCGCUGAGUACCAGCUGCGGGUGGUCGCCAGUGAUGCAGGCACGCCCACCAAGAGCUCCACCAGCACGCUCACCAUCCACGUGCUGGAUGUGAACGACGAGAUGCCCACCUUCUUCCCGGCCGUGUACAACGUGUCUGUGUCCGAGGAUGUGCCACGCGAGUUCCGAGUGGUCUGGCUGAACUGCACGGACAACGACGUGGGCCUCAAUGCCGAGCUCAGCUAUUUCAUCACAGGUGGCAACGUGGAUGGGAAGUUCAGCGUGGGUUACCGCGAUGCCGUUGUGAGAACCGUGGUGAGCCUGGACCGGGAGACCACAGCCGCCUACAUGCUCAUCCUGGAGGCCAUCGACAACGGCCCUGUAGGGAAGCGGCACACAGGCACAGCCACCGUGUUCGUCACUGUCCUGGACGUGAAUGACAACCGGCCCAUCUUUCUGCAGAGCAGCUAUGAGGCCAGCGUCCCCGAGGACAUCCCCGAAGGCCACAGCAUUGUGCAGGCAGGUGGCCCGUGGCUUCUGGGGCAGGUGGUGGGCUGGGGGAGGCAGGGCCACACACAGCCCUGAGGGCACAUGCUCAGUGGCACCAGAGGCGGAAGCAAGUAGGGGCCCAGGGUGGGUCUGCUGCUCUGGAAGGUGCUGUGGGGAAAGGGGAACCCAGGCCCCCUCCCAUCUCAGGG
Molecule: messenger RNA, 2148 nt
Organism: Piliocolobus tephrosceles (Ugandan red Colobus)
Lineage: Eukaryota; Metazoa; Chordata; Mammalia; Primates; Cercopithecidae
Product: cadherin-23-like
Exons: 15
Coding region: 14-2035 (673 amino acids)
Biological process (GO): multicellular organism development; cell migration; homophilic cell-cell adhesion
Cellular component (GO): plasma membrane; catenin complex
Molecular function (GO): cadherin binding; calcium ion binding; beta-catenin binding
Source: RefSeq, a predicted model, not a curated record